Molecule: messenger RNA, 858 nt
Organism: Portunus trituberculatus (swimming crab)
Lineage: Eukaryota; Metazoa; Arthropoda; Malacostraca; Decapoda; Portunidae
Exons: 3
Coding region: 187-858 (223 amino acids)
Source: RefSeq, a predicted model, not a curated record
CCACAGGUUGGUGGAGGACACACCAGCCUCAGUCACUGCUGCUGCUGCCACCACAGCCACUCCACCUGCUCCACCUGCCACUCCACUAGCACUGAAUGUGGAUUCUGAUGUGUUGGAGUUCACGAGGGAAAUGGUGGAGCAAAGAAGCACUGCCAGACCAGGGUGCCACCCUCCUCUCGAACACAUAUGCAAACCAUCCUUGUUGAGAACACUGCACCCUCAACACACCCCAUGAAGUCAACACCCUGCACCAACACACCACGUUCCACCGUCGGGCCAAUCACGUCCAUCAUUAUGAAACACUUUGACAAGGAUAUGGUUCUGUUUUUGGCCUCGCUUGGCAAUGGAACCAUCGGAAACCUUCAAAAUGUCGUAAGUUCUGUUAUUUUUUGCUACUCCACCAAACUUCAUCACCUCCACAACCACUCCUGCAGUGGAUGUUUUGAAAUGGGGCACCACAGCAGACAGUGGCUCCAGUGCAUAUCUGUUCCACGCCCUGCUCCUCCUCAUGGUGAUGCUGGCACAGAGAUACAUCAGCACACCACACACACAUUUAUACCACCACCACCGCCAUCGCCAUCGCCACACUCCCUGGACGCUGGUGUUGUAAGAUGUGGCCUGAAAUACAAACAGCAGUGUCACUCGCCACCUUACAACUACACCACGCCACGCCACGCCACGCCACGCCACGCCACGCCACGCCACGCCACGCUUCGCCACACCACGCUUCGCCACACCACGCUUCGCCACACCACGCUUCGCCACACCACGCUUCGCCCACCAUGCUUCGCCACACCACGCUUCGCCACCCAACGCCACACCACAUGGCUCAGGAUCGCUCCGGAGUCGCUUGAAUGA